Messenger RNA from Poecilia reticulata (guppy), 5676 nucleotides. It is a transcript of the gene phf3, whose product is annotated as PHD finger protein 3. The record is from RefSeq and is a predicted model, not a curated record. Gene Ontology annotation, biological process: DNA-templated transcription. Gene Ontology annotation, cellular component: nucleus. NCBI's taxonomy places the organism in Eukaryota, Metazoa, Chordata, Actinopteri, Cyprinodontiformes, Poeciliidae.
CUGUAGUCGCCUGUCAGGAGCUUUGCAGCAGCGGGACGAAUGACGGCUCCGUUAGAGGAAGUUACUGGGUGCAGCUGUGCUAGAAUGUAACCUUAUACGAGUGGGGAACGUUAUCGGGGCACAGGAGAGGAAGGCAGCAGCAUUCAUGGAUAUUGUGGACACCUUUAACCAUUUGAUACCCAGUGACCAGUUGGAUGAGUCCUUAACAUUGAAUCAGAAUUUGGAAUGUGAAGCCAGUAAUGAGUUUGGGACAGGAUCCAAACUGGAAGACUCUCUAAAGAACAUGCUCAGUGACAAAGACCCCAUGUUUGGAUGUGCAAGCACUCAGUUCAAUCUGCUGGAAAAUGAAGAUCCUGCUUUUCACAUUGCUGGCUCAACAAGUCCGCGUAGGGAUUCAGAAUCUGCAGGCCUCUCUAAUGAACUGAAUGUUGCUGAGACCUCACAGGAUAAACAAAUCACUGGUAAGCAGAAGAAACACCCCAACAGUUUAGACUAUGAUCAUAGAGGUGUCAGACAGCCAAGGAUGUCCAAGAACACCUUAAUCAGAGGACGACCGGGAAGGAGACGCGGCAAAUGGCUCAGCAAGUCUUUUCUCAUUGAGAAAGGAGUUAGUGGCGCACAGCAGAAGAAAGAGUUGACUCUGGGGGGGCGCAUUAACAUCAGCGAUCUAGACAGUGGACUAUGGUUGAAUCCUACAGUCGAAUUGAGACGGCUCACCGUCACAAUUGGCGGAUUUAAAAUUGAGUUGCUUCCCGGGCCCUCAUACACGCACAACCUCGACACGGGUGAGCCGGUGUGCUUCGAGGACGGCUUCUCUUAUGGUGGCGACGUCGACAUGGCCAUUUUGCCAGAAGGUGCUGCCUGCAUACAGAAUCCAGUACAAGAAACCCCGGCUCCAGAAAAUGUGUCGCCCGUUGAUGUAACGGAGAAGAGCUUAUCUGAUGAUGCAAAUCUCGGUUUAGGCCCGUACGUAAACCCGAAUGACGUGCAGACGUCAAACGGGACAAUAAUAGAAACCGUCUCCACGCAGGAGACGAAAAACGAAGAUAAGAAGAUUCCAGUAAAAAAGAAAAGACCAUUCCACAAGGGAAAGGACGGUGUCAAACAUCCACUGAGCAUUCAGAAAGACAUAGCUGAUGAAGACAAGACUGAUGGUAAGGAAAAGCUUCGAACUGCAGCCAAAACACCAGUGAAGCCUAAACAAGGACCAGCACUGAAUAAGAACAAGGAGUUGGGUUCAUCCAAAACGAGCCACACGGAUAAGGAGCAUAAAGCGACCCAAGACAAGCCAUCCAAAACCAGAGAAGACCUGCACAAAAUGAAGUCUAUGAAGGACAAACAAGAUGCUUCUCCUUUGAAAAGGCACGUAGAGAACACGCACAGUGAGCCUGCUGCUAAAGUUCAGAAGCUGCACAGCGGAGGGGAAGACAAAAUGAAGCCAAAAUCACCAGGUACUCCCAGCUCGGCUGCAAAGAAGAUGCCUGUAGUGGCUAAUCGCGCUGGCGACCAUCAGGGAGCAGCUAGGCAAAAUAAUCCUCACAAUAUCGCAAAAGCUGAGCAUCACCACCAUCACCCAGGCAAUUCUCUAAAAACUCAAGAGGGAGGACAGGAGAAAGCCAAAAAGCCUGAAAAGACUUUCCAGAAACAAAAAAGCAGGAAUUCGAGGAGCAUCUCUUUGGAUGAGCCAGAGCUGUUUGUUCCAGAUAACGCCCCCCCUGCGAAGAAGGAAACGGUUGAGGAGCAGCCUGCUGAAACUGAGGGCGCCUGGGAUGGAAACAACUGCUGUGGGUUGUGUAAAAAACACCAUAAUAACAUGUUCAUGGUCGGAUGCGGCCGUUGUGAUGACUGGUUCCACGGCGACUGCGUCGGCCUCGACCUUGCCAAAGUGCGCGAGAUGGAGGAGGAGGACCAGAUGUAUGUGUGCUUAAAAUGCUGUGAGGAGGAAAGUAAGAAGGUGGAUCCUGAGCCCUCAGCAGAGCCCAAGCCAGAAGCUCAUGAAGUGCAGGAUCAUAAGCCGCCUCAAAAACCCCGUCCAGGGUCGUCCCAGCCGCUCGCGUCAGGGGGCGUCAGACCAGUAAGGAAGGAGGCGGAAAGGAGACAGUCCACAGAUGUCAAAGAAGCAGCUCAUAAAACAGGUAGUCUGUCCAAACACGAAUCUAAAAGCAAGGCUGCGUCUUUGACUUCGAAGAAGCCCGUGUCUGUGGAGGCAAUCAGGAAAAGUGUGCGUGAUUCCCUGAGAGAAAUUCUCACACAGAGGUUGAAGGAUUCGGAUCUAAACAUCCCAGAGGAGAGAGCCUCUGAGGUUGCCAAGAAGACUGAAAGAGAGCUGUUUCAACUUUAUAAAGACACUGACCUUAAAUACAAGAACAAGUACAGAAGCUUGAUGUUUAACCUAAAGGAUACAAAAAACAAUGUUCUGUUCAAAAGGGUUCUCAAUGGGGAAAUUUCUCCUGGUAACCUUAUUCGCAUGAGUCCGGAGGAGCUGGCCUCAAAAGAGUUGGCUGCCUGGCGACAGAGAGAGAACAGACACACUAUUGAGAUGAUUGAAAAGGAGCAAAGAGAGGUGGAAAGACGACCCAUUACUAAGAUUACCCACAAAGGUGAAAUUGAAAUCGAGAGCCAGGAGCCGAUGAAAGCACCGGAGCCUGCAGAGCUUGAGCCUCUCCCUAAAGUGACUGAAGAAGUACCAGAACCCCCCAAAGUCCCAGAAAGAAAAGAAGAGAAUACAAAGGUUGAGAAAGACACUACAAGUCAACACAAGUCUCACUUAUUCGAUCUGCAUUGCAAAAUCUGCACAGGUCGUAUGGCGCCCCCAGUGGAAGAGGCCCAAACCAAGGUGGCUAAAGUUGCAACCACAGUGGUGCGGAGGCAUUCAGCUAAAUCAGAGGAGGGGAAGAGCACGCCGCCGCCGCCUCCAGCUGACGACGACCUGCACCUCACCGUUUUGGAGGAGAGCUUCAGAAAUGCCAAAUCAGGCUUUGAAGCAAGGUCAGAUCACGUGGCUGGAAGAGACGAAGAAGCAGCUUUCCUUUCCAACUUGAAGACCCUGUGGCGAGGAUUCAUUCACAUGCACUCGGUGGCAAAACUUGUGACAAAAGCUUUUCCCGUCUCAGGCAUUUUGGACAACUUGUCGGAGGACCUUCCAGACAGCAUCCAGGUUGGUGGAAGGAUAAGUCCUCAAACAGUCUGGGACUAUUUAGAGAAGAUUCGGGCAACUGGGACAAAAGAGGUGUGCCUGGUUCGUUUCUCCCCGGAGACAGAAGAAGAUGAGAUCUCCUAUACUCUUCUUUAUGCCUACUUCAGCAGCCGUAGGCGUUUUGGGGUCGUAUCCAAUAACCUGCGACAAGUGAAGGAUAUGUAUCUCAUUCCUCUUGGUGCCACAGAAAAAGUUCCUCAUCAGCUUGUUCCCUUUGACGGGCCAGGUUUGGAAAGCAGCCGUUCCAACCUCCUCCUUGGACUCAUCAUUCGCCAGAGACCAAAAAGAGAUUUCCUCACUGUGGACGUGAAUGAAUCUACGAUAAUUGUACCAGAAACCAAGCCCAUCGCAGUUACCACGAAAGUCACAAGAACCACUGAGGAGGAGGAAAAAUUGUUCCUGUCUUCUCUGACCGCUCCUCUCAAAAAAGAGGUGGAAAAACCCCUCGAUACUAACGAAGACGAGCCUGUUGCCGAUUCCUCCGAAGAACCGGCUGCGACAGAGGAGCCGGGGAACCAGGAGGCACAAAAGCCGCUUCGCUUUCUUCCAGGUGUGUUAGUGGGAUGGGGAGGGGAAUUACCUCCUCUGCCAGAUGUCGGAGAUAAACCCGCGACAACAGGACACGACACCCCGAAGACCAAGCCUGCUCCCAAAACAGAUGCAUCAGCCGGUGACUCAAAGGGUCCGACAGCUGGUGCCUCUUCUCGUUUUCUCAUCAGGAAGAAAGAAACUAAACCUGUUAGAGCUGAACCGGAGCCGCCGUGUCCGUCUAACGCGUCUGCUUCCAACACCUCCUCGGGAAAAGUCUCUCCUGUUGUGGUCCAUCACACAUCAAUCACACUGAAGGAUAAGCCCCCAGAUGUAUCGACUGAAGCGUUCCUGGUGAGCAUGUCGGCAUAUCCGAGUGGCACUGAAACCGCCGGUUCUGCAUCAGCAAACAAAGGCAGCUCUGGCCCAUUGUCUGAAUCUGAAAGGGAAACAAGUGAAGGGAAUUUGCCGCUGCAGUCAGAAUCCCAGGCUACUGCAGAUCACACAAACAGCUCAAAAGCUCCUUUAAGUGGAAUACUGAAAAAAUCUUCAGCGUAUUCCUCAGAGAACGUAGAUAAAACAAUGGUGCUACAAAAGGAUAAAGCCUGCCUUCCUGAUGUUUCAGGUCCUAAACCAGUCCCUGUGUCAAGCAGUAUUAAAAAGGAUCCACUGUUACCAUUUCACCAAGGAUAUUUGCAGCUCUCACAGGCCAGGCACAAGCUGGAAGAAAUAAAUCAAACCACUUGUAAAUCAUUUCCCAGUAAGGAUGAUCCUAGCCCGAGUCAUCCUGGUGCUGCAGUUAGUCAAAAUCCGAAUCCUCCCGAAGCCCAAGGACAUCAAGAAUUGUCAAACACAGAAGCCUCUGAGCCAGUCUCUGACAGCUGUAACAACUUAGGUGCCACGACUUCUAAUACUAUGUCCAACUUGAACACAGAAGACCAGAAUGUUAAUAUGCAGGGAGAUCAGGACGGCACUUCAGAGGCCCUUCCUCCGCAUCCCGAAAGCCUUUCAGAGCCGUCCAGCCAUAUACCGCCCGGGGCCAGAGACCAGAAACUUCUAAACGAGCGCUACACAGACCCCUGGGAGAGGCCGCGAAACACCGAAGACAGAGACCACUACGGGAGGCACAGCUACCACAAGGACUCGUACCAUGAGAAAAAGAGCCGGCACCACGACAGGGAGAAAAGGUACGGCGACGACGACAAGUACAGGGAGAGGAGCAGGCACCACGGCCACUCAGAAGACCGCCACGGCGAGAGGAGGAAAGAGAGGCAUCACAGCAACGACUACAGCGGCCAUCACAAGGACAGACACAGGCACAGGCGGGACUCUGACUACGAGAACGGACGUAGAAAUUCUAAAGACAGCUACUCGUCGUAAUACUGUUGCUUUGUUUUUUUGUUUUAAAAUCCUGCCUAAAGAGUGUUUUGAGCUCUUGAGGACUUGAUGCAUCUUGAUCACAUGGCUGGUACAUGCCACUUUUCUACACUGGCAAUUGAUAAAAUUAUUUUAUACAAGAGUGAAGUUCCAUUUUAUGUUAUUAAUGGUGCAGCCAAAUGAGAUCCCAGCUGUUUUUUUUGUGUUUUUUAAUUCAGACCAACAAAAGAAUACUGGAAUGGUUUAACGAUUUAUCUCUUCUGUAUCUUGUUUAUAUUAUGCUGCUGUACUAUCAGUCUCCCGGUCACAUGCAACAAUGUGGGCGAACGGAGAACAUAAGAUGAGCUCCACAUUUUAGCUUGAAUGUUUAACACGAUAUUUAAUUACGGAAAAUCUAAACAGCAGCUUUGUGCUUCAUUUCCUAUUUUAAUUUCUUUUUAACUGCUUCGAUGUUUUAUAAGCUUUCGGUUGAGAAAGUGUGUACAUUUUGGCUUGUAAAAUACACUAGAGAUGUGUGCCUUUGCACCGUGUGUUUAUGUACAGUUCAUAAUAAAACUAAUCCUUUUGUAUUGGUA